Xenopus tropicalis (tropical clawed frog) is the source of this 5269-nucleotide messenger RNA. It is a transcript of the gene pla2r1, whose product is annotated as phospholipase A2 receptor 1. The record is from RefSeq and is a predicted model, not a curated record. Lineage: Eukaryota; Metazoa; Chordata; Amphibia; Anura; Pipidae. Gene Ontology annotation, cellular component: membrane. Gene Ontology annotation, molecular function: carbohydrate binding. The transcript has 30 exons. The coding region runs from base 604 to 5025 and encodes 1473 amino acids.
GCCGCCGGGGGCCACUAGAGCCGGGGCCCACCGGGAUUUUUCCCGGUGUCCCGGCGGCCCAGUCCGACCCUGGCAUCAGCUCAUUGAUCCAACAAGAAAAUUAUCCCUGCCCAAUGGACAUCUGGCUGAUUUUUGGCUAGAUAUCAGUCUGAGAGGCCUGUUGGAGGGCACCAUAAACAGGCAGAUAAUUGGUCUGAGGAGGCUGAAUUUGCAUCAUAAAUCUGCCCACGCAUUGCAGCCUUUAAAAACAGUCCCAGUAAGCCCAAAGUUUAUUUUGUACAGUUAGUGAGGUAUAAUGUUGGUUACACUUCUCCUUCUGUCUGUUCUGACACAUUACAUGGACAGUAAGUGGCCAUCAGUGCUGUAAAGUGAGGCCCCUGGAGAUCCUGAAUGUCCCUUUCUAAUAUGAUGUAACAGGCUCUUGUUAUAUUGACUUUGGAUCUCUGCCAGGACCCACAGCAUAAAAAAGUUACUGCAGUUCAUCAACAAAAUUGAGAAAAAUGUCCAUGUCCCCACCCUCUGCCUGGGGCCUCCCACAGCCCGUGUUGGUUAUUGUCUUUCGGGGGUCGGAAGGGAUCGCUGCGGAGCCGCUUGUCAGUCGGCAUGAAUGCGAUUAUUGGCGCAGGGAGCGCCCCGCGUCCCUUUAUUCCCGACUCGCUGCUGCUUUGCCUGUCGGUGCUGCUGGUCCCGCUGCUUGCCCCCUCCCGCUGCGCUUUACGGCAAAGUUUCCCUCAGGACAAGCUGCCAGGUUUCCUUGGUAAAUACGUGUUUGCCAUAGAAAGCAGAAACCUGUCAAAAUGUAUUGCCGUGGAUUCAGGCAGACUCUCCCUGCAAGACUGCGGCACCCUAUCCAGGAACAUGUUGUGGAAAUGGGUAUCCAACCAGGGGCUGUUUAACCUGCAAAGCGGCAGCUGCCUGGGGCUGAACGUCAGUGACCAGCGUCAGCCAUUGGGGAUGUUUGAGUGCGACUCUGCCCUACAUACCCUGGGGUGGAAGUGCACCAAUGAUAUCCUGACUGGUGCCGAUCAUUACAUGUUGGCUGCAGAGGGCACAACAAUGGUGGCCAGCAAGCUUCAGUACCAUAAGUGGAAGCGGCAUAUGUCUCAGGAUGAGAGCUUCUGUGAGCAUCAUUUUCAAGAGAUCUAUACCCUUAGGGGGAAUGGAUUGGGGAGACCUUGUGUUUUCCCCUUCAAAUACGACAAUUUGUGGCACCAUGAAUGUAUCACGGAAGGAAGAGAAGACGGAUUAUAUUGGUGCGCCACCACCAUGCGACAUGACCGCGAUGGAAAAUGGGGAUUAUGCCCAAUAGCUGAUGGUGGCUGUGAGCACUUAUGGGAACAGAACCAGACCAUGCAGACCUGUUACCAAUUCAACUUGGAUUCUGCCCUCUCAUGGCACGAAGCUCGUGUUUCUUGUCAGGCGCAGGGCGGAGAUCUGCUCAGUAUUACAAGUGUUGACGAACAGAAUUAUAUUUCCGGUAUAUUGGGUCACAAUCAGGUUUCAUUUUGGAUGGGUUUAAAUCAAGUGGAGGAAGCCUCUGGCUGGCACUGGUCAGAUGGGGCACCUCUCGCACUGGCAAACUGGAGAUCAAAUUACACCUAUAACUAUGAAAAUGGGCACUGUGGCACAUAUGACAGGCUCAGAGACAGAGGUUGGCAAAGUUUUCCAUGUACUUCGGCAUUACCUUAUGCCUGUAAAAAGGAUCUGACACUCAGAAGUGCUGAAACAUUUGACUGGUGGAAAUAUUACCCAACGCAGUGUGAGUCGGGUUUGUAUCCCUACAACCGCCACUGCUACAGAGUCCUAAAGGACCCUCUAACCUGGAUGGAAGCCUCCAAUGCCUGUCAGCUUGAUGGGAGUGAACUGAUGAGUGUAAGCUCACUAGCAGACGAGGAGCUGGUGCUAAAGAUUCUGAAACAGGAAUCCAUGAGUGAGGCCUGGAUCGGACUGAGCACAGAGGGGAAGGAUCCAGUCGUGUUCCAGUGGUCAGAUGGAUCAGGGGUGACAUUCACUAACUGGCAGAAACACGAGCCUAUUGUUCAAGCCAGCGACAGCGCCCUGUGUGUGUCGGCACAAAGCCCUGAUGGAGGCUGGAAGUGCAAGCGAUGCACUGAAAAAAUAUUUGCCAUCUGCAAAAAAACAGGCGUGAUUGAAGCAGAACCCAUGAAUUCGGAGGCAUGUCACAAGGGCUGGGAAAGACAUGGCUCAUAUUGCUACAGAAUUGAUGAAACCCACCGGAGCUUUCAAGAGGCCUCUAAUGGAUACUACUGUGCUUCCCCAUUAGCAACCAUAGCAAACAGAUUUGAACAAGCUUUCGUUACUGCCAUGAUCUCAAAUAAAAUACAGACUGGAGACGGUUAUGUUUGGAUUGGCAUGCAAGAUCAGAGGGAUAGCGGCGAAUACACAUGGAUCGGCAACGGAUCACACAGGCAGCAAGUGACCUUCACUCACUGGAAUACACAUCAGCCUAGUCGCCAAGGAGGAUGCGUAGCGAUGCGGUAUGGAGAAUGUGGGGGAUGCUGGGAGGUUAAAGACUGCAAGACAUUCAAGGCAAUGUCUUUGUGCAAGAAGCCGCUAACAUCUGUGAUAGAGGAACCGCCCCUAUCCCAUGUAGAUGGCGGAUUUUCAUCUGUGUGCUAUACAUGGGAGUCUGAGCCUCACCUUGACUACUGCUAUAAGGUCUUCCAUCACGAGAAAGUGUUGGGGAAAAGGACGUGGCAGGAAGCGGAGGAUUUUUGCCAAGGUUUUGGCGGUCACCUUGCGAGCUUGUCUCAUAUAGAUGAAGAAAAGUUUCUCACUGAGAUUCUUAGCACCAUGUUUCAUCGGGAUGAUGAAAGGCAGUUUUGGAUUGGAUUUAAUAAAAGAAGCCCAUCUUCUGGGGGUUCCUGGGGAUGGUCCGAUGGGACUCCAGUUUUGUCUUCAUUUUUAGAAGAUAUGUUCGUUGACGACACGAGGAAUUGUGCGGCGUACACUGCGGAGAAUAAAGUAGUCCCCUUACAUUGUCAUGCAAAGCUCGAGUGGAUCUGCAAAGUGCGGAAAGAUCUGAUGCCAAAUAUUCCAAAGGGGCAUUUAAAAGAUGUCCCGUGGCUUUUCUUCCAAGGAAAUGAUUAUUUUUUGUAUAGUUCUGAUUUUCAGCACGCAGCCUUUGCAUUUGCUUGCUCUUGGAUGGGAGGUCACUUACUCUCCAUACAUUCUGCUGCUGAACAAGCCUUUAUAGAAUCCAGAAUAAGAAAGUUUGUGAAAACAAACAAGAAAUGGUGGAUUGGACUAUCUGAGGAAGAACAUUUUUAUGGAUUGCACAGGUGGACAGAUGGAUCCCCAGUGGUGUAUAAAAACUGGCAAACAGAGCCAAAUGGUAACAAGUCAUUGGAAGGCCCGCUGUGUGCAUAUAUAUCAGCAGAAUCAGGACUCUGGGGCUUUUCCGAAUGCUCCGCCUCCUAUUCUGCAAUCUGUAAGACAAGUCAAAUCAGCAAAUUAGAAGUGGCCCAGCAGCCGCAUCCUCGCCAUGAAGCUCGUGGGAUUUGCCCCUCAGACUGGCUGCGUGAUGUUAACAAGUGCUAUUAUGUGCAUUCAGUAGAGGGCAGCGAGGAGCAGCAUGACUGGUUCUCAGCCGCAUCGUAUUGCCAAGCACAUGGGGGUAAUCUGGCAUCCAUUGAAAAUGAGAUAGAACAAGCAUUUAUUGUUAUGCAACUUUACGGACACAAAAACAGCCUUUGGAUACAAUUUCAGAUUGAUGACUAUAUAAAUUGGCAAAAGGGCAGCUCCAGUGCCUACUCCAACUGGUCUCCAAUUCUGGAAAAACAGCACAAACAGAACUUUACCAAUGGAAACCCAGCAGAACACGAAUGUGCAUUAUUAGCUUCCAAUCAUAAUUUUCAUUGGCCCGGCACAUGGUACCUUGAAAACUGCAACCACAAAGCUCAUGGAUUUGUCUGUGAGAAAGGCAUUUCAAGUGUUUCUUCAUACACUGAAAAUGGAUCUGGUGUAUCUCCAGUGCCAGACAGCUUGGAGUAUGGACAUAAAUCAUACAGAAUUCUGACGGGCAAUAUAAGCUGGUAUGGUGCUUCCCAGAGAUGCCAGGAGUUUGGAGGAGAUUUGGCUAGCAUUAGCGACCAGUAUCACCAAGCCUUCCUAACCAUCAUAGCUAACCGUUUAGGCUAUUCCCACUGGAUUGGAUUUUUUAACCCUGAUAAUGGGUACCAUUUUGAGUGGGCUGAUGGUAGCAAGUCACGGUUUACGGCUUGGAGGGACAAUGAAUCUCCAUCUGAUGGGAACUGUGGCUACAUUGGUACGGAUGGCUACUGGCGUGGAGGAGACUGUGACACAGAAUUACAAGGAGCAGUUUGUCUUGUAACCAAUGAAACGGAUCCGUUGGAUUAUGGUGGUGAAUGCUCAGAAACAUGGAUCAAGUUUCAGAAUUACUGCUACAGCUUUUCGUCGGUAUUAGACAAAACAGUAUUUGAAGCAGCAAGCGAGGUGUGCAAGCAGCAAGGUUCCGGCCUUCUCACAAUCACAAAUGAAGAGGAAAAUGUCUUCUUAUCAAAAGAGCUGGGAAUGUUUACUUCUCUUGAGAUGAUCUGGUUAAACAGAAUUCUUUUCCAUGGCAAUGGUUCAGUGGCAUGGAUGGAUGGGACUCCAGUAAUGUUCUCUAAACUGGUAACACAUGAGAUUAAAAAUGGCUACCUCAGGGACCAGUGUGUAGCCUUAUGGACAAGCGAUGGUACUUGGUGGAAUUCUGAGUGCAAUGAGCAAAGAGGUUUUGUAUGCAAGAAACACAAAGAUUACAGAGAAAUUGAAAAGAACCCAAAGACUACCAGAACAAGUCAUGCAGUUGUACCAGUUGUUGUACUAGCCUUAUCGGCUUUUGGUGUUUUCUUGGUAUUUUUGUGGUACCGGUUGAAGCAGAAAAGGUGUUUGUUCUGCACCAGCCAAACCUUCCAGAAAUCCUGUUCCACAAAGACAAGCGCUGAUAUCUUCGAACCAGAAGAGAGUAUCUUAAUCACCGAGCUGGGGGCUGACAAAUAACUGGAGUUUAUCAGACUGGCUAAGACACAAAGACAUUGAUGGAGCCACCUCAUUUUAAUGAUGGUUUCUUCCCCCUCUCAGCAAAGAGACAAACACUUAUCCACCUUACUUUGUUAGUGGAGAUUUUAAGGAUUGACUGAAAUGAGCACAUCCUCCCUAAGAAUGUUCACUGGUUUACAAACAAUAUUUUCUAGUAGGGGUUGACUUUUUAUCGGCCAUUAAAAGAAAAAUGUUAUUAUAUAUA